Oenanthe melanoleuca is the source of this 2548-nucleotide messenger RNA. Its product is annotated as coagulation factor XIII B chain-like. The transcript is spliced from 12 exons. The record is from RefSeq and is a predicted model, not a curated record. NCBI's taxonomy places the organism in Eukaryota, Metazoa, Chordata, Aves, Passeriformes, Muscicapidae. Bases 440 to 2206 code for a protein of 588 amino acids.
AAAUCAUUAAUUUCUAUAGCCUGGUUUACUCAGGGGCUAGGCUGGAGGAUGGGAGAAUUGUCUAUGUCCUCUGAUUUCAGCCAAGGUAAAUAAUCUGAUAACAGAAUGCCCUUUAAACCUGGGACUCUGGAGGUUGUGAGGGGAACAGUGAUCAGCAAGUUUAAAUUGUUUCAUAAACUCAUUGCCUGAUUUCACUGUAAAAUGAUAAAUUACAAAUGGCAAAGUGUGUCAAAUAGAAGCAGAAUCCUGCCAGUCUAGUGCUAAGGUCUUUGGAGACCCAGUAUAAAUAAAAUUUGUUUUUCCAGUGAAUUAACUUGUUACAACAUACCAUAGACAUUAAGGCAUUUGUUGAAUACCUUUGAAAAUUUAGUUAAUUAUUUACAAAAGUAAUACUUGGGGAGUUUUCACAGGUGAUGGAAACUGUAGAUGGAGAAGAGUAAUGAAGAUGAGAUUUAAAAGCUGUUUUGUCUUCCUAGUUAUGGUUUGUUCAGGCAAACUCUUUGCAGAAGAUACACCUUGUGAUUUGCCACAGAUAGAAAAUGGAAACCUUGCCCAGUACUAUUACAGUUUCAAAAAUUACUAUUUCCCUAUGCGUAAAGGAAAAAAGCUCUCCUACUCUUGUGUGGUUGGUUACACAACUGAAAGUGGGACUCAAGAGGGAAGAAUAACUUGUACAGCAGGAGGAUGGUCUCCAGUGCCACAAUGCUACAGAAAAUGCACCAAGCCUCUUUUGGAAAAUGGCUCUUUUUACAGUACAGAAAUGGACUUCAAAAUCCAUGAGAAAUUGCAAUACAAAUGUAACCCAGGCUACCACACCCCAAGCGGUGCUACUGAAGAUACAGUGCAGUGUCAGCCACGAGGAUGGUCCUUCCAGCCAAGCUGUACUAAAAAACUUGGGUCAUUCCGGGUGCCCGGGCUGGAGCCGGGGCUGGAGCCGGCGGGGAGCGGCCCCGCCCGCGCCGGAAUAACCUGCUCCACUCCGAGUGAAGUAGCUCAUGGAGGUUUCUAUCCUGUGAAGAAAACCUAUGAAGAAGGAGAUGUAGUUCACUUUUUCUGUGACAAGUGUUAUUCUCUCACUGGAUUUGACUUAAUUCAGUGCUAUAAUUUUGGGUGGUAUCCAGACCCUCCAGUGUGUGAAGAUGUAAAAAAUAAAUGUCCUCCACCACCACUCCCUCAUGGCCACAUCAACACAGCCAGAAGAACGUACCAUAAUGGAGACAAAGUUCAUGUACAGUGUACCUUGGGAAGGAGAGGAUCUGAGGAAAUCCAGUGUGAAGGAGGAAAAUGGACAUCACCCUCUGUCUGUAUUGGUGAGUACUUCUUGGUGGAUAAACAGGAAUCUGGGGCAUCACCACCACUUGGGGCAGAUGCAGAAAGAAGGGCAAGCCAAACACGUCACGAUGAAGAUAUGAAAAUGCAGCAAGACUGUGCCUCCCCACCUGUGAUUAAAAAUGGGGGUGUCCUGGGCCCAUUAUUGGCAAGUUACAGAAAUGGUUCCUGGGUAGAAUAUGGUUGUCAGCAUUACCACUUUUUGGAUGGGCCCAGUACUGUUUAUUGUGACCAUGGAAACUGGACAGAGCCACCAACCUGCUUAGAACCAUGUAUUCUUAAUGUAACUGAUAUGGACAGCAACAACUUAACAUUGAAAUGGAGACGGGAAGAAUUAAUUUUCCUACAUGGAGAUCUCAUCGAGUUUGAAUGUAAACAGGGAUAUGGUUUUCUCCAGGCUGCCACUCCAUCUCCUGGGAGAACACAGUGUGACCAGGGCAGACUGAAAUAUCCAAAAUGUGUUAUUCAAGCUGUUACAGAAAAAUGUGGCUCUCCACCCUCUAUUGCAAAUGGAACUCUUACUCUCCCAGUGCUGCCCCAGUAUGACAGUGGUUCUUCAGUUCAGUAUAUUUGCUCUGACUAUCACUUUUUGCAAGGCUCUGAGAGAAUCUACUGCUCUGAAGGACAAUGGACUUCACCACCAGUUUGUAUAGAGCCGUGCACUUUGUCAAAAACUGAAAUGGAGAAAAAUAAUGUGCUGCUGCAAGCAUUCUAUGCAGACCAAGUUUACUUUUACCAUGGGGAUUAUGUUGGAUUUUACUGUAAACAGAACCAUUUUGGAGCAGAAUCUGGCACAACUUUAUUUCAAGUACAGUGUAAGAGGGGACAGCUGGCAUAUCCAAGGUGUGUUGAAAGAGGAAAGCAAGUAUGGACUUGAGGAAAACCUGUAGGAGAGGUAAGGAGCUCUAAAGGACUGAGCUUGAGGAACAACAGAAAACAGCAAGUAUAAAAAAAAGUUUUUAAGGCAUCUGUAAAACUACUUAAAACCCAAAAGUAUACAAAUUUACUGAGAAGUUAAUUAUUUUCAAAAUUAUUUUAAGAAUAUUAAAAUCCAAGUACUUUGUAUGAUUUCCUAUGACACUUAAAUAUUGAACUCUUAAGGUUCUGCCUGAGAACAAGUGUGACUACAUCUAUGAAGAAAUCCAGGAAUAUGGACAAUGUUUGCCUUGCAACCAUUUUAGUCUGUUUUAAUAAAAAAGCUACUCUAAGGGUGUCUUCU